Carcharodon carcharias (great white shark) is the source of this 2163-nucleotide messenger RNA. Its product is annotated as cAMP-responsive element modulator-like. NCBI's taxonomy places the organism in Eukaryota, Metazoa, Chordata, Chondrichthyes, Lamniformes, Lamnidae. The transcript has 9 exons. The coding region runs from base 285 to 1289 and encodes 334 amino acids. Gene Ontology annotation, biological process: regulation of transcription by RNA polymerase II. Gene Ontology annotation, molecular function: protein binding; RNA polymerase II cis-regulatory region sequence-specific DNA binding; DNA-binding transcription factor activity, RNA polymerase II-specific. Gene Ontology annotation, cellular component: nucleus; ATF4-CREB1 transcription factor complex. The record is from RefSeq and is a predicted model, not a curated record.
CGCCUGGUUUGAGGGGACUGGAGGUGACGCUCUCAGUGUAUUUUUUUGACGUGGCGGCUACGUAUCAGCAGAGCCAUCCACUCCUGGCGCACCGUAAUCAGUGACGAGUAAAACUACGUAAGGGGAAGCAGCUGAAUGAACUUGAAACUUUAAGAUGGCAGAAUGUCACUGAUGUCUCCGUAAUUGAUACAAAAAUAUUUCUGAAGCAAGUCAAAAGUGAAAUCCUAUUUCCUAAGUAGCUAGUGACCGCAUACAAACACAACAAUCUUGGAAACACAGGACAAAUGACCAUGGAAUCAGUUGUUGAAUCUCAUCAAGAUGGCAGUGUAACAGAUUCUGCGACAGAUAGCGAAUCUAUCCAAUUACAAGCUCAGAAUUCUCAGACUCAAAUUCCCACCAUUGCGCAGGUAUCUGUAGCUGGUACUCAAGUUGCUUCAGGGUCUCCAGCUGUAACUGUUGUACAGUUGCCUUCAGGCCAGACUGUGCAGGUCCAGGGAGUAAUCCAAACCGCACAACCCUCUGUCAUACAAUCACCACAGAUACAGACUGUACAGGUAGCUACUAUAGCAGAAACGGACGAGUCUGGCGAUUCCGCUGAGGUUGUGACUGACUCUCAAAAACGGAGAGAAAUUCUGUCUAGACGACCUUCCUACAGAAAAAUCCUAAAUGAAUUAUCUUCUGAUGCACCUGGCGUUCCAAAGAUUGAUGAAGAAAAAUCCGAGGAAGAGGGAGCAACAGCUGCUAUUACUACAAUGGCAGUACCAACAUCUAUCUACCAGACGAGUACUGGCCAAUACAUUGCCAUUGCUCAAGGUGGAACUAUCCAGAUUGCAAAUCCGGGAGCUGACGGUGUACAGGGACUACAGACACUUACAAUGACAAAUGCUGGAACACCUCAGCCUGGGGCAACCAUUGUGCAAUAUGCUACACAGUCAAGCGAUGGGACACAACAAUUCUUUGUUCCAGGCAGCCAAGUUGUUGUUCAAGCUGCCACAGGAGAUAUGCCAACUUACCAGAUCCGAACCCCAACUACUACCUUACCUCAGGGAGUAGUGAUGGCAACCUCGCCAGGGACAUUGCACAGUCCACAACAGCUAGCAGAAGAGGCUACACGUAAACGGGAGCUCAGGCUAAUGAAAAACAGGGAGGCUGCCAAAGAAUGUCGACGUCGAAAAAAGGAAUAUGUAAAGUGUCUGGAGAGUCGUGUUGCAGUGCUGGAAACCCAAAACAAGCAGCUAAUCGAGGAACUCAAAACUUUGAAAGAACUUUAUUGUGAUAAAUCAGAGUAGUAUUUGUAAUCUGAGUUCUGACCAGUUUGAUGUCUACAGCAUCUUUCUUUGAAGAUGAAGCCUCUGCAGCUUCAGACUGCUUUUUAUUUUUUGCUUUGCAAAACUAAGUAGACAACAUCAGAACCUUUAACCUGUAACAUUUCUCAGAAGUUAUUCACAGUAAUAUAUUUUGUUAAGUGUUGUUGUAUAACUAAAAUUGUGAAAAAAUGAACAAAAAAACUUUUGUAAAAACAAUUAGUUAAAUGUGUAUAUACAUAUAAUGUACCCUGUUACAAUGUAAUGCAGUACUUGCUGAAGUUGUUCUAUUUGUUAAGCAUUUGCAUUUAAGAUUUUUAUGUGUUGCGCAUUAUAUGCUGUCCUGAAGAAUACAAUGUAAUAUUAUUUUUAUAGGUGUUUAUUGUUCUUUUAGUGCCCUAUUAUAUAUAAAUAGAAAAUAUGUAAGGUAAUUGAAUAAAAUAAUUCAGAAAAAAAUGUCCCUAUAUAAAAAGCAACUACCUUUAAAAGGGGGGAUUUAGAAAAGAAAAAUGUAUGUUAUUGGCUAAUUCUAUGUAAAGAGAGUGUUAUAUUCAGUAGCUUGCAAAACAAUUGGAAUUUAUAGUUAAUUUCUGACUUUCAUUUAUACAUGUUAUUUUGUGAAAUAUAGCUCUGUACUGCUCUCAGUCUAUGCUUAUGUAGUUCAAGGAUCGCAAAUAGGUUUUAAUAGAACCACAUUGGUUACAAAACACCUCUGGUUUGUUGCUUGAGUUUAAAGAACACACACAUUAUGUGCAAAUUUGGUUGCCUUGAUUAGUCAAUUAUUACCUUCUGAAGCAACUGUGAUGGUUAUAACGAUAACUUGCCAAGAAUGAAAAAUAAUGUUUGCACUUUUCUUUUA